AUGGCUCCUGCUUCUGCACCGACUGACAUUACCCUUGACUCCGUGUCAGUUUAUGGGUUUACCGCUGUCCCUGCAUCCGCAUCUUUACUGCUCUCAACUACGACCUCGACUGCUGCGCCUUUUAUUCCAGUCUCAGAGAUUCCAGUCCCGGACACAGCACUCUCUGAGCGUAUCAAGAGAUACGCGCAAUCUGAACCUCCCGAUGAGGCCUACUUCCUUACAUGUCUACUACAUGAUAUCGGUUCUACGGAAGAAAACAUAACCAAAACAAAAUUAAGUUUUGAAUUCUAUGGCGGCUUACUAGCAUUGAACGUCUUACAAGAGACCUCGAAUACAUCGGCACCAGAGGCGACCGCCGCUCCUGACCUUGCAGAGAGUGUUGCUGAAGCUAUAAUUCGGCAUCAGGACUUUCGCGAUGAAGGAAAGAUCACGGCCGUCGGGCAAUUGCUACAGCUCGCCACCACCCUGGGAAGGUUGAUAAGAUUCCGAGCUGGUGACAACGUUGGUGCCCAUACCGAACUUGUCCAUUCAUUGACCAUUGAAGAUAUCUCCCGGCAUUUCCCACGACGGGGCUGGAGCCGCUGCUUUGCCGCUACUCUUCGCAAAGAGACCGAGUUGAAGCCAUGGUGCCAUACUACUGUCUUGGGAGAGGGGGCUUCUGCCAGGGUGCUUGGAAAUAAGCUUAUGGUGCCGUACGAGUAA
Penicillium cosmopolitanum is the source of this 702-nucleotide messenger RNA. RefSeq lists its product as uncharacterized. Lineage: Eukaryota; Fungi; Ascomycota; Eurotiomycetes; Eurotiales; Aspergillaceae. The coding region runs from base 1 to 702 and encodes 233 amino acids. The transcript has 3 exons. The record is from RefSeq and is a predicted model, not a curated record.